CGAACUCACCUCAUAUAACAAAGGAAGAAGACGCGCCAUCUGACAACGUAGCAAUGUUUCUUUCCUGAACGCCCGUCUGCUGUCAGUCUGUGGAGAUUCUUGCGGUUAUCGGUCUGUCCAGCGUGAGUUUAUGUGUGUUAUCUGAGUCCACAUAGGGAGGACGUUACUUUCAGGGCCAUAAAGCUCUCUAGUGGUCUCGAGUGGCGACGUGUCCAGGAACUGCGCGUUGAGCCGCACAUAAACAGUCACUUACUGCUUCAUAUACAACAGGCCAUUAACUGCUGUUCAUUCAUCUGACAGUUCAUUUGUGGGAGAGACCUUUUAAACAAACGGUUUCUACAUCGAAUUCUGACAUCCAAGCUGUAAAACCAUGUUUAACUGGAGAAGAUCCCAGCUUAGUUGCUUAUGUGCAUCAACUUUGGCAGUAUUUGUGAUGCUGGCGUUAAAUGUUCAGGGCAGGCCAGCAAAUAUAUCAGCAUUAAAAGGCAAACAGCCUAACAGUAAGGAGGACAAUGAGAUCCUUCCACCUGAUCACCUGAACGGUGUGAAGAUGGAGAUGGACGGUCACCUCAAUAAAGACUUUCAUCAGGAGGUGUUUCUAGGGAAGGAGAUGGAGGAGUUCGAGGAGGAUUCAGAGCCAAGAAGGAACAGGAAAAAGCUCAUUGAAAUCUUCACCAAGGUGGAUAUAAAUAAAGACAGAAGUGUCAGUGCUAAGGAAAUGCAGCGCUGGAUCAUGGAGAAAACAGAAGAACAUUUUCAAGAAGCUGUUAGAGAAAACAAGCUUAGUUUCCGUGCUGUAGACCCUGAUGGGGAUGGACUUGUUACAUGGGACGAAUACCGUGUGAAGUUUUUGGCCAGCAAAGGUCUCAAUGAAAAGGAAGUGGCUGAAAAGAUCAAAAAUAAUGAAGAACUGAAAGUGGAUGAAGAAACUCAGGAGGUUUUAGAGAGCUUGAAAGACCGCUGGUUUCAAGCUGAUAAUCCUCCUGCUGACCAGCUGCUGAAUGAAGAGGAGUUCCUCUCGUUUCUGCACCCGGAGCACAGCAGAGGCAUGCUCAGAUACAUGGUCAAGGAGAUUGUCCGAGAUCUUGAUCAAGAUGGAGAUGGAAAGUUGACUCUUGCUGAAUUCAUCUCCCUCCCCAUGGGAACUGUGGAGAAUCAGCAGGCCCAGGACAUCGAUGACGACUGGGUUCGUGAAAGGAAGAAAGAGUUUGAAGAAGUUAUUGACGCAAACCAUGAUACGAUUGUAACCAUGGAAGAGCUGGAGGAAUACAUGGACCCUAUGAAUGAGCACAACGCUCUUAAUGAGGCCAAGCAGAUGAUCGCUGUGGCCGAUGAAAACCAGAACCACAACCUGGAACUAGAAGAGAUCCUAAAAUACAGCGAGUAUUUUACAGGCAGCAAACUCAUGGACUACGCUCGUAACGUACAUGAGGAGUUUUAGGAGUUCCUCAAGUCUUUAUAAAUAAGAAAUGCAUGUAUAUUUCACUGAAGUGUCGCAAGUGACAAUGUUGGCCUUUGCUUGCUUCCCGAAAUGGGAUCAACAGGUGCAUAUGGAAAUAUUUGCAAAUGUAAAAUCCCGCAAGCCACAAAAACUUCUGUAAUAUUGCUGUGCACAGGUAUGAGACUAUUAAGACGUUGUGAUUUCCAUAUGACCCCAGUAUAAUUAAUUUUAGACACUGUCACUUUCAUUAGUUUUGGAGUGUUUAUAAUUAAGAGAAAUGUCUGUAUAUGAGGAAUUGGUAAGGGUGUGUUAUCGUGGAAUUGAUUAAAAAAAUGAAUUAAUGUAAAUAAUGUAGUUAUUUUGAGUGCCAUAAUAUAUUGAUGCAUUCUCAUGUUGGGUGGGUUGAUUUUUGAGAUUAGGCUUUGAGCUUAAAAUGUGUUAUUUCCAAAGAUUGCAAUACAGUCAAAUGAUUUGGGCUGGUAAUUUGGUGUUAAACAUAUUUAGCACUUCUAAUUGAGAUUGCAUUAAAACUUUAAACGCAAAGUCGUCAAAAGUCUAUUCUUUGAGAGGGAUAAUUACUCCGUCCAGAUGUGACCUAUUUGCACAUUGAAGCAUUUUAAGAAGCCCAUUACUCACAGUUUGUUGAGGUCAUAAUUGUAUAUAGCAUGAAUGUUUUCUUUCGUAUUUGUUUGUUUUUUGCUUUUAAACAUGCAGUUUGCUGUUACCUCAGAAGUCUCUUUCAGGCACAGAUAUUUCUCCAUUAUCAACUGUUUGAGUUCUUGUAAAAAAAAAAUGCUUAAAAAUAAUUUUAUUUAAACGAGAAAUAGAUUAAGAGGAUUCUACUUGUUUUCAAUUAAAAUAGUUUUUUUUUUUUGUGAAUGACAAUGAAAAAUGAAACGACCGCUAUAUGUAUUUUCUGGAUAUGAGAAUAAAGUUUUAUUAAAAUACACAACUGCUUCAAGAAA
Molecule: messenger RNA, 2406 nt
Organism: Danio rerio (zebrafish)
Lineage: Eukaryota; Metazoa; Chordata; Actinopteri; Cypriniformes; Danionidae
Gene: sdf4
Product: stromal cell derived factor 4
Cellular component (GO): Golgi lumen
Molecular function (GO): calcium ion binding
Source: RefSeq, marked validated